Messenger RNA from Culex pipiens pallens (northern house mosquito), 3499 nucleotides. It is a transcript of the gene ema, whose product is annotated as protein CLEC16A homolog. Gene Ontology annotation, biological process: regulation of autophagosome maturation; endosome to lysosome transport; endosomal transport. The record is from RefSeq and is a predicted model, not a curated record. Lineage: Eukaryota; Metazoa; Arthropoda; Insecta; Diptera; Culicidae. The transcript is spliced from 9 exons. Gene Ontology annotation, cellular component: late endosome; endolysosome membrane. Bases 108 to 3335 code for a protein of 1075 amino acids.
UGCUGAAAAUAUUUUCACGAGGUGUAGUUUGCCCUAGCUGUGAACGUAAUAAUGAUGACUGAUUGCUGAAAUUCGCUGUGAAGCUAGAAGCAGCACACAAAGAAAAAAUGUUCCGCAGCAGAAGCUGGUUCGGAGGGGGCUGGAACCGUCCGAAGAAUCGCCUCUCGCUGGACCACCUCAAGUAUCUGUACAGUGUGCUGGAGCGCAACACGACCGUGUCGGAGAACAACCGCGGCCUGCUGGUCGAGAGCCUCCGGUCCAUCGCGGAAAUACUGAUCUGGGGCGACCAGAAUGACUCUUCCGUGUUUGACUUCUUUCUGGAAAAGAACAUGCUGUCCUACUUCCUGCACAUAAUGCGCCAGAAAAGUGGCGGAUCGAGCUUUGUCUGCGUCCAGCUGCUGCAGACGCUCAACAUUUUGUUUGAGAACAUUCGAAACGAAACGUCCCUCUAUUACCUCCUCAGUAACAACCUGGUCAACUCGAUUAUCGUCCAUAAAUUUGACUUUUCCGACGAAGAUGUGAUGGGAUAUUAUAUUCUGUUUUUGAAGACGCUCAGUCUGAAGCUGAACACGCACACGAUACACUUUUUCUACAAUGAACACACGAACGACUUCCCGCUCUAUACGGAGGCCAUCAAGUUCUUUAACCAUCCGGAGUCGAUGGUUCGGAUCGCGGUUCGCACGAUCACGCUGAAUGUGUACAAAGUUCAGAACCCGAACAUGCUCCAGUUUAUACGGGACAAAACGGCCGCGCCGUAUUUUAGCAACCUGGUCUGGUUCAUCGGGAAGCACAUUUUGGAACUGGACGCUUGCGUUCGUAACGAUACUGACCAUCAAUCGCAGCACCGUUUGGCGAACCUCGUAGCGGAGCAUCUCGACCACCUGCACUACCUGAACGAUAUCCUCUGUCUGGAUAUUCCCGACCUGAACGCGGUCCUGACCGAGCAUUUACUCCACAAACUGUUCGUCCCCCUGUACAUAUUCUCCCUCACCCCUUCGCCACCCAUCUCGAUGGCCGUCGUGACCCGGAACCUGGCCGCCGUCCUCAACAAGGUCGUCGACAUCGACAUCAAAGAGAUGAACAACCCGCGCGUGUCCAGCGUGGUAGCUCUGUUUCUCCUGUCGCUAGUGUUCCUCGUAAUCGCCCAUCGACCCCUGAUCAACGCCCUCACGUGGGUCAUUCUCAACGCGGAUCACACCGUCUUCAAGGAGGGAGCCGCCCAGGUCCUGAACGCGUACAUCGACAACCGCGAAGUGGUCGCGCUCGGCUUCGUCCAACCCGUCGAAAGUCUCGAGGAAGCACUGGAAAGCUCCGCGGCAUCAUCCAGCUCGUACAACUACGACCAAUCCGUGGACGAAGGCAACAGCAGCAGCAGCACGUCCACCAACAACGAACCGCCAGUGUCGGGUGAGUCGCCAAAAAAUCACAUCUACAACUCUCACUCAACCCGCAAUCUCCACCCAGAAUCGCCCAGCCCGCCAACGCUGUCGGACGAGAUCGAGAAGGUCAACAUCACCGACGAAGAGAAGGAGAAGCUGCUGCUGAACGCGUACCGCACGCCCGAAACCAACCGGCCCUUCCUGGACAUGGUCCUCUCGUCGCUGGACUGCACCGAGAACGACUAUCUGGCCCUGCUCGCGCUCUGCCUGCUGUACGCGUUGGCAAACAACAAAGGCGUCAACGCCGAGUGGUUGGAAAUCGUGCUGAGCCGAUCGUCGCCCACCGGAAGCUCCAAGUACAACGUCAUACUGAUCGAGAAGCUGCUGCAGGUCAUCGCGCUCUCCAGUCAGCCUUCAUGCCGCGUACGGCUGGUCACGAUGGAGCUGACGCUGAAGCUGCUCUCGCAGAUCUUCGGCGUUGGGACGACCAACGUGAGCAUCUGCGACCUGCACCGCAACCUGCUGUUUUCAGCGCGCAACCAAAGCAUGACGGUUCUGCGCAACUUUUACAAAUCCGAGGACAUCUUUCUGGACUUGUUUGAAGACGAGUACAACGAAAUGGUCAAGAGCUCGCUGAACGUGGAGUUCCUGUGCAACGAUUCGACGAUCCUGCUGCCGCCGACCGGGACGCCCCUCACCGGGAUCAGCUUCCCGCGGAGGUUACCGUGCGGCGAGGUGGAAAAGGCACGCCGGGCAAUUCGGGUGUUUUUCAUGCUGCGGCGGAUGUGCCAAAGCUUGACCGGCGAACGGGAGCUGCUGCUACCGCUGACGAACCCUAGCCAGUGCGUGCAGAUCGAGAAUGCGCUGGAUUUGAACAACAGUGACCUAAUAGCGUGCACCGUGGUCAUGAGAGACGGCGCCAAAUUCCGGCGCUUCCUCGUGAUGGACAUUCUCCAGCUAAUUCUAGUCGAACCGGACAGUAAACGGCUGGGAUGGGGCGUGGCAAAGUUUGUUGGCUUCCUGCAGGACGUCGAAGUCAACGGCGAUAAGGAAGACUCGCGAAGCCUUCACUUGACGAUCCAUCGCGGAGGAGCCACCAACAACCGCACGCCCAUUCUGUCCGCCAAGUUCAUGUUCGACGACCACAUCCGUUGUAUGGCGGCCAAGCAGCGACUCACCAAGGGCCGUAGCAAGGCACGUCAGAAGAAGAUGUUCCAGAUCGCACAGCUGUUGGAAAUUCCCGGCCAGCUCAGCGAUGCGACGUUUCCUUCCCUCGGGAACGCCCACGAUUCGAGGACGGCCUCGAUUCUGCGUCCCAACAGCGGGCGGCAGCCGCGAGAACAUCGACCACUGUUUUCCACCGCGAACCGCGUUCCAGGAGUGGCCGCCGCUCUACGACGCGAAAGCAUGCCCUCGGGAAGCGUCAGCCGGGUGCAGAUCAACUCCAGUCGCUCGAUCGAUGGCGACGCAACCGGAGCCCGGCGGAAAAGUUCCAACCCGGCGGCGCGCAGAGAAAGCAGCCAACCGAUUGCCGUCGGAGCGGUGAAAUCACGCGAGGCUUCUCGAAACCGCUCCGGAACUCCUAGCCCACGCGUUCCGCGACCGCGCUCCGAAGAAAUCCCCCUCGAAGACUUUCGCCGCUCGCAGAACGCAAGUCCAAGCUCUCGGAACUCUUCCAACGCACCGUCCCGGUCCCACACACCCUCUCGGCUCAGCCUGGAACCGACCGGCGGUGGUUCCGGAACGCCCGGCUACAGCGGGACACCCAUCGGUGGCGGCGGCAUGAUGACGAUCGUCCCCGUGAAGGAAUCGUCCGUGCCGACGGUGGUCGCUCUGGGCAGCAGUCCGGCCACGGUAACCGUACCGGUCGAGUUGAGUCCCACCAACUCGGAGGAAACUUCGUUCAUCGCGGGUGAAGAGCGCCAGAAGAAACGGGGCGCGAUCGAAACUGUCUGAAAUGUGCAUCACGCUCCCCCCAUCCGAAUCCAUCAGGUUCGUUUCAAUGUUGUAGGUCAAUUGUUUUUGUUUUACGUUCAGGUCAGGACUCAUUGAAAAUUUUAUCGCUGUAGAUGUAGAUCAGUUAAAUUUAUUUAGUGGAAUAAAUUAUUGUGGACGGUGUA